Molecule: messenger RNA, 2707 nt
Organism: Lobosporangium transversale
Lineage: Eukaryota; Fungi; Mortierellomycota; Mortierellomycetes; Mortierellales; Mortierellaceae
Product: peptidase family M41-domain-containing protein
Exons: 6
Coding region: 75-2534 (819 amino acids)
Biological process (GO): protein quality control for misfolded or incompletely synthesized proteins; mitochondrion organization
Cellular component (GO): mitochondrial inner membrane
Molecular function (GO): ATP binding; metalloendopeptidase activity; ATP hydrolysis activity
Source: RefSeq, a predicted model, not a curated record
CUUCUCUUCCUCCUUCAUCUUACAACGCCUCCUUUUCCUGAUCUUCGACUAUUCUUCUCCCUCAUUCGCCACUGAUGCAAGCAUUUUCGCUUUCGCAGCAGAUCAUGGCCGUAGUCGCCGAAUCGGCAACUUAUCUCAGCUCACUACCUUUGCCAAUGGGCGCUGCCUCACGAUCCUCACAUGUACGCAACAAGGCAUCUGCUACUGUCAAAGCUGCAACUGGAUCUCCACGAAGCACUUCAAACAUGAUUUCAGCAACGUCAGCCAGAGCAUCAGGACAUGGCCACAUCCAUAUUCCUGAAUGCCUCAAACUUGCAGCUAAGAGCAGCGCAUUGUCUUUGUCAACUCUUCGCCAGUCCGUGACGGCGCUGGAAAAGAGUUCCCAGACUGUGACCACGGCGCAUGUUGAAUCACUUUUGUUGCAAGUCAAAGGUCAAUUAAAGCAGCUUGGAGAGCGUCAUCCUACUGCUGCUUCCAGUAGUGCCACUUCCUCAACACGUAGCUCUACGCGUGGUUGGCUUCGAGGUGGGUGUAAUGGAGUAGAGUCAUGGACCAAUAACCAGUCGUUGUUGAUAUCUUCUCCAAAUAGUCGAGCUGCCAUGUCGGGUCAAGGAUGCCGCAGCUAUUCAUCUUUCCGAUUCAUUAAUCACCGCAAGCUUCAGAAACUGGAGGCGGAGGCAAUGGCUAACCCUAACAAUCCAGCUGCUCAAGUAGAGUUUUACAAGGAGCUCUUACGAAUAGAUGACUACGGCGCUAUUAUAUCGCGUUUCGAAUCCGGCAAAUUUGCCACCUCAGAGGCAUCGUUGCAAUACUAUGCAAUCGCAUUAGCACGAACGAAUCAAGCUGAACAAAUCGUGCCUAAGCUUCUCCAGCGACUUCAACGCCAGCCUCUUGCCACAGAAUCUGAGGCAGUGAUCAAUAGUAUAGGGCAGGGAUUACGUCGACCGAACAAUAUUGCAACUUUGGAGAAUGGUGGAGGAGUUGCCAUGGGAGACGCAUUGGCCGCUGCAGGCAACAAAGGCAACCCUAUUUAUGUGGUGAUGGAUGAUAGUAAAACUACAAAAGGAUAUAUGUUAUGGCGAGGACUAAGGUGGCUAGGUAUCACUGUUACCUAUGCGUUUUGCAUCUUGACAUUCCUAUCUCUGGUCUUUGAGAACUCUGGGUUAUUAAAGCCGGCGCCUAGUCAAACAGAGUUCGAACCCUCAUCUGAAAACAACGUUAAAUUCUCGGAUGUUCAGGGCGUAGAUGAGUCUAAGCAAGAGUUAGAAGAGGUGGUGGAAUUCUUAAAGGAUCCUAACAAGUAUAAUCAGCUUGGUGGUAAGCUACCCAAGGGUGUACUCUUGACUGGACCUCCAGGCACCGGUAAAACCAUGUUGGCUCGAGCUGUCGCAGGAGAGGCAGGUGUUCCAUUCUUCUUUAUGAGUGGAAGUGAGUUUGAUGAGAUGUAUGUUGGUGUCGGGGCUCGGAGAGUUCGCGAACUGUUCGCAGCAGCAAGAAGCAGAGCACCCAGUAUCGUAUUCAUUGACGAGCUAGAUGCAAUCGGAGCAAGACGUAACCCAAAGGACCAAACAUAUAUGAAACAGACUCUGAAUCAACUGUUGGUCGAACUGGAUGGAUUUUCGCAGACGGAAGGCGUUAUCAUCAUCGCAGCAACUAAUUUCCCUGAACUGCUAGAUAAAGCAUUAGUCAGACCUGGUCGCUUUGAUCGGCACGUGAAUGUUCCCUUGCCAGACGUCCGUGGAAGAAUGCAAAUUUUGAAACAUCAUCUCAAGAAUAUUAAUACUAGCCCCUCUGUGGACAUUUCGGUAAUUGCACGAGGCACCCCGGGAUUUUCUGGAGCUGAUUUAGCAAAUCUGAUCAACCAAGCUGCAAUCCAAGCAUCGCGUGAAGGCGUUAGUGAAGUGGGCAUCAAACAAUUUGAGCAUGCCAAGGAUAAGAUUUUGAUGGGUGUAGAGCGACGCAGCCAAGUUGUGACGAUGGAAUCAAAAAAGUUAACAGCAUAUCAUGAAGGUGGCCACGCUCUGGUAGCACUUUAUACGCCAGGCGCUAUGCCACUUCACAAGGCGACAAUCAUGCCCCGUGGAAAUGCUUUGGGUGUUACUGUGCAGUUGCCAGAUAUGGACAAAGAUAGCUUCACAAGGAAAGAGUACCUGGCACAGUUGGAUGUUGCGAUGGGGGGUCGUGUAGCAGAGGAGAUGAUUUUUGGAGCAGAGAAUGUGACAAGUGGAUGCUCAAGUGAUAUUGUCCACGCGACAAGGGUGGCCAAGGCAAUGGUAACGCAGUACGGUAUGAGUGAUAAAGUCGGACCAGUAGCUCAUACAGAAGAGGACAUGGCAGUAUUAUCGACGCCAACGAAACAAUUGAUUGAAUCGGAAACAAAAGGUCUGAUCGAAGCUGCAAAUAUCAGGGUACAGCUACUGCUUAAGACACAUAAAGAGGAGCUGCAUCGUUUGGCUAAGGCCCUUGUAGAAUAUGAGACCUUAACACAAGAAGAGAUUCGCCGAGCAAUCGAAGGCAAACCAAUUGUGCGCUAGAAAGAAGAAUUUCUAUUUCCUUUUACUUUAUUUGCUGUUUCUCCUAUUAAUGUAUUUCAGUAUCCUGUCUUUACUGAUCGUCUGCGCUGAAACAAAUGUAAAAUACAGACCAUUUUUUGUCUUCCAUAACUUUUCAGGCACUGCCUGAUAAUAUUUUCUAAUCAAUAAACAGA